Sardina pilchardus (European sardine) is the source of this 2664-nucleotide messenger RNA. RefSeq names its product GTPase IMAP family member 9-like. The transcript is spliced from 2 exons. The coding region runs from base 158 to 1090 and encodes 310 amino acids. Gene Ontology annotation, molecular function: GTP binding. The record is from RefSeq and is a predicted model, not a curated record. Lineage: Eukaryota; Metazoa; Chordata; Actinopteri; Clupeiformes; Clupeidae.
GUGUGUGUGUGUGUAUGUGUGUGUGCCUGUGCAUGUCAGCCAGAGGGAGUUUCCGUCACUAACUGCUGAUCUGUUGAUGACAGUCUGUUUCAAAAGAAAGUUGAAUGAAACUGGUCUCAUUUUAGACUUACAGUAAGCUCUGCACAGACUUAAGAAGAUGAAACACUUGAUGAUUUUGACGUUGUUGUGGACAUUUUUAUCCACAGGCACUGCAUCAGCAGAAUACAGGAUUGUGCUGCUGGGUAAAAGUGGAGCUGGGAAGAGUGCAACUGCAAACACCAUCCUGGGAAGAGAAGCCUUCAAAGAAGAUUUCUCUCCUGACUCAGUCACAUCAGUUUCCCAAAAGGAGAGUGGAGAGGUGCAUGGGAGAAACAUCACACUGGUUGACACCCCAGGACUGUUUGAUACUCGUAAGACUGCAGGCGAGCUAAAGAGUGAGAUAGAGAAGUGUGUUGAGAUGUCUGUUCCUGGGCCCCACAUGUUCCUGCUGGUGGUCAGAUUAGGGGUGAGAUUCACUGAAGAGGAAAGAAACGCAGUGAAGUGGAUCCAGAAGAACUUUGAUGAGAGAGCAGCAGAGUUUACUAUGGUACUGUUCACCCAUGUUGAUCAGCUGAAGGGGAAAUCAGUGGAGAACACCAUCAAUAAAGAUAUUCGAAACUUGGUUGACAGCUGUAGGGGUGGGUAUCAUGCCUUUAAUAACUGGGAGAAGGAUGACCAGACUCAGGUGAUAGAGCUACUGAAGAAGAUGGAGGCCAUGGUGAAGAGGAACCAGGGAAAAUACUACAGAAACUAUAUGUACCGGGAGGCUCAGAGAAAGAUGAGAGAAGAGGAGGAGAGGAAGAGACAGGAGGAGGAGAGGGAAAGACAGGAGCGUGAUGAGAAGAUCCAAGAAGAUGAAAGAAGGAAACAGAAAAAGGAAAGAGAAGAAGAGAAGCAGACAUUCCGCCGUUGGACAUGUAGAGCUAUUGGAACAGCUGUGGGUGGAGGCUUAGGAUUUGUUUAUUCACUUUGGGGUGCACCAAUUGGAGCAACAACAGCAGCCUUCUUUGCAGACCAACAUGCAGAGAUACUUUGCUCCUGGGCAGCAUAGGACAUUUAUGAACAAUACUUCAUUAUAAUGUGAUGCAAGUGACACCUUAAUGCAUGAAUUAUUACUACAUUGAUUACUAUAGAUAUUGGAAUUAUAAAGGUGUUUAAAAAAAAAAACAUGGUUUAAUAGCAAUAACAUUUUAGAAAGGUGUUGUUUGAAAAAGAAAAUCUCUGUAGGCUUACCUAUACUAAAAGUGCUUCACAGUGAAGGGGGAACCUCACUAAAUACCCCCAAAAUGCAGCAAUCACCUGAGUGAUAGAUGUCAGCCAUCAUGUGCCGGGCUGAUCAUCUCACUCCAGUCUGAGGUGAGUGAGGGAGUCUUGUUGGGAAUUUGUCAGGCGCUCAGGUUAUCUUUUCAAAGGCCCAUUUCCUGUAGCCUGAUUACCAUCGACUUUCAAAGGCUCUGCGGGACUUUAGUCUGACCAAGAGCCUGUGCUAACACGGUUUCUCCAAGCGCUGGUUGACCCGCCUCCUUUAAGUGCCUCGAUUUGCUACUGGUCGAUGUCAGAAAGCGGUUUGCCAAGUUUAAACCAAUAACAACACUCUUUCCUCUGCCUUGAACACGCCUCUACCCAGAGCCGUUGGAGCUGCUCAAAGUUGAUUGGUUCUCGACCAAAGGGGGCAGUUCCGCAGAUUUCGGGAACUCAGAAAUCCUUCCCGAUUAGCAGUUGACCAGACCAGCGACAGCAAAAGCCGAAGGUGUUACGUCACUGGGAGGGCGUGCCAGGCUACAUUUCCUGCACUUUAGUCUAUCCAUAAUGUCUCAAAGGCUUUGGGGGUUGAUAAUUAUCCUGACUAAGCUAGUAAUCUCAAAAGGCAAAAUCAGCAUAAUCAACAGAACACAAAAGCUUAGUUAUACUAACUAAACAUUUUAAGUCAGAGUAACUAUUAGAUUUUAAAGAACGCGUACACUGUAAAACCCGAUUUGUUGUUUCAACUUAAAUAUUCAUGUUUGCAAAAUAAUUGUAUGUCAAGACAACAAAGACAAUUGAGUUAACUCAAAUAAAUAUUUAUAUUUGACACGACUCAACUUUAGUUUGUAUAACUUGAUAUAGCUUUAGUUGAUUUAACUUCAGCACUUGAUAACUUUAGUUGAUAUAACUUCACUCGGAAGCUUGUUCUCAGAAUGCAACUGCCCCAGUCAACACAUUCUUAAAGAUAUUACAUAUAAAGUCUUACUUAAAUUUAAUCUUGAAAAAAAAAAAAAAAAUAAGUGACAGUGACACUAAAGGCUAUUCUGUUGUUGUCAUGUUUUCAUGUCAUUGUUUAUUAGUGCCACAAACCAUUAAGUAGAUUACCAUCCUCAACAUCUAAUUGAGAAAAUAGUCCAUUUGCAUUACACUCAAGAGGAAGUAAUUCUAUUCUCUAAAAUGAUAAAAUAUUUUAGUAAUGGUCUUCUCCUUAGUGGUAAUGCUGACAAUACUCUGAAAAUCCCUCACAGCUCAUCGAGCCUAGUGAUGGUUUGCAAACCAGCGAUUUUUAAACUUUCAUUUGGUAACACUCCAUAAUAAGGGUCCUUAAUAAAUAGCAAACUAAUCAUUAACUAACCCUUUGUUAAUAUUUGUUAACUGUUA